Molecule: messenger RNA, 7570 nt
Organism: Sphaeramia orbicularis (orbiculate cardinalfish)
Lineage: Eukaryota; Metazoa; Chordata; Actinopteri; Kurtiformes; Apogonidae
Gene: grk3
Product: G protein-coupled receptor kinase 3
Exons: 22
Coding region: 1066-3171 (701 amino acids)
Biological process (GO): G protein-coupled receptor signaling pathway; regulation of signal transduction; protein phosphorylation
Molecular function (GO): G protein-coupled receptor binding; ATP binding; G protein-coupled receptor kinase activity
Source: RefSeq, a predicted model, not a curated record
GCAUCUUUUGAGCGACUUUCUUUUGCAAAUGAUAAGCCGAUAAGGAACAUUUCAGCCUUAACAUUAUACAGGAAGCCGACAACGACGGCAACAUAAACAACAGCGGUGCGUGGAUUUUAUGGAAUGCAAAUCAUGAGUCGGGGCUCAUCUGUAACCGGUGCAUGUAGGGUUUAAUUUGUGCUAACAUAAAUUAGCUUUUCGGUGCACCGUCGGAGAUAUAAAGGGCGGGUGGUAAUAUACAUUUCUCAAACAACCUGUCGCCAAGUGUCCUCCCUCUUGAGUUAUUUCGAUCUCACAAAUAUCUGUUUGAGACGAGGUGAGGCAACAACACAUGUCUAGUUUUUCUAACAGUAGAGCUGGUUUUCUGCUGUUGUCGAAGCAUAAGAGGAGCCACUCACAUUUUCUACUGUGCAGCUACUGACUGCCAUUCCUCUAAAAUUAGAACAUUUUUUUUUUCUUUCGAGAGCACAGUGUUUACAUUUUAAGGAGAAACCCAGAAACACAUGCCGCACUGGAGACAAACCAGUCGUUUGGACAUAUUUCCUUCAGGAGGACCAGGGAAGUCUCCGGAGACUUGUAGGAUUUGACAGCUGUCUUCAGAUCCAGCAUCUGGUGCAUCUACCUAUCUGUGUUGGCUAUAUCACAUCUCCAUAAAGCGAGGAAGUGCUGCUUUCACAAGAUCUCAUCUGUCUGCUUGCAUUGUUUCCCUUACAAUUCGCCUUCAAGAAACCUGAAAUUUUUGCAUUAAAUGGGAUUACAAGGACGGUGAUCUAGAACCUCUGCUGAAUAUAUAUUUCUCCUGCAACCUGUCACCCAAUGUCUUCCUCCCAAAUUUCCUUUUUUUCCAUCAUAAUGAUGGCACUUUGAGGCGAAGUGAACAGACUACAGCCUGUGACAACGACACCAUUCCAGUCGAUGGUCAGCCCCACCGUCCGCUCUGCUGGCCCUGUCACGCACCUCGGCCAUUGAUGUUGGUCAUAUCUGGUGGACUUUGUUUUGUAAACCCCUAAAAACAACCAUCCCCAACCCGGUAUUUUAUUGAUUUGGUCGUCCCAGGGUCGAAAGAUGGCGGACCUCGAAGCAGUGCUCGCUGAUGUCAGUUAUUUGAUGGCGAUGGAGAAGAGCAAAUCUACUCCAGCGGCCCGGGCCAGUAAGAAAAUCAUCCUGCCUGAGCCCAGUAUUCGCAGUGUGAUGCAGAAGUACCUCGAGGAAAGAGAUGAACUGACAUUUGAUAAAAUUUUCAACCAGAAGAUUGGGUUCCUGUUGUUCAAAGACUUCUGUUUGAAUGAGAUUGACGAGGCCGUGCCACAGCUCAAGUUCUACGAAGAAAUUAAGGACUACGAGAAACUAGACUCGGAGGACGAGAGGCUGAGUCGCAGCCGGCAGAUUUACGAUGGCUACAUCAUGAAGGAGCUCCUGUCCUGUUCACAUCCAUUUUCUAAGAAAGCAGUGGACCAUGUGCAGAGUCACUUGGCAAAGAAGCAAGUUCCUCCAACUCUCUUUCAGCCAUACAUAGUGGAGAUCUGUGACAGCUUGAGAGGGAAGAUCUUCCAGAAGUUCAUUGAAAGUGACAAAUUUACUCGUUUCUGCCAGUGGAAGAACGUGGAGCUCAACAUUCAUCUGACCAUGAACGACUUCAGCGUGCAUCGGAUCAUUGGCAGGGGUGGCUUUGGAGAAGUGUACGGCUGCAGGAAGGCCGACACGGGGAAAAUGUAUGCCAUGAAGUGUCUGGACAAGAAGAGGAUAAAGAUGAAGCAGGGGGAGACUCUAGCACUUAAUGAGAGAAUCAUGCUGUCAUUAGUCAGCACAGGGGAUUGCCCGUUCAUCGUGUGUAUGACCUACGCCUUCCACACCCCUGACAAGCUAUGUUUCAUCCUGGACCUUAUGAAUGGAGGUGACCUGCACUACCACCUGUCUCAGCAUGGAGUGUUCAGUGAGAAAGAGAUGCGCUUUUAUGCUGCUGAAAUCAUCCUGGGCCUGGAACAUAUGCACAACCGCUUUGUUGUCUACAGAGACCUCAAGCCAGCUAAUAUCCUGUUGGAUGAACAUGGACACGUUCGUAUCUCCGACCUCGGCCUGGCCUGUGAUUUUUCCAAGAAGAAACCCCAUGCCAGUGUCGGCACUCAUGGCUACAUGGCUCCCGAAGUUCUCCAGAAGGGGACGGCGUACGACAGCAGUGCUGACUGGUUCUCCUUAGGCUGCAUGCUCUUCAAACUCCUCCGAGGGCACAGUCCCUUCAGACAGCACAAGACCAAAGACAAACAUGAGAUUGACCGCAUGACGCUCACCAUGAAUGUGGAGCUGCCAGACUCUUUCACUGCAGAGCUCAAAGAUCUGCUGGAGGGGCUGCUGCAGAGAGACGUAUCCAAGAGGCUGGGCUGCCAGGGCCAGGGAGCCCCAGAGGUGAAGGAACAUCAGUUUUUCAAAGGCAUCGACUGGCAGCAAGUGUACCUGCAGAAGUACUCCCCUCCUUUAAUCCCUCCCAGGGGAGAGGUGAACGCUGCAGAUGCUUUUGACAUAGGUUCUUUUGAUGAAGAGGACACCAAGGGCAUCAAGCUGCUGGACAGUGAUCAAGAGCUGUACAAGAACUUUCCUCUGGUCAUAUCGGAGCGCUGGCAGCAGGAGGUAGCAGAGACGGUGUACGAGGCCGUCAACUCGGACACAGACAAGAACGAGGCUCGCAAAAGGGCAAAGAACAAGCAGCUCGGCCACGAGGAGGACUACGCCCUGGGAAAGGACUGCAUAAUGCACGGCUACAUGCUGAAGCUGGGGAACCCCUUCCUGACCCAGUGGCAGCGCCGGUACUUCUACCUGUUCCCCAACCGUGUGGAGUGGAGGGGAGAGGGCGAGUCACGGGACAAGUGGCUAAAACAUUUAAAAAAGCAUAAAGAAGGGCAAAACCUGCUGACGAUGGAGCAGAUCGUGACGGUAGAAGAGACGCAGAUUAAAGAUAAGAAAUGUAUCCUGCUGCGCAUCAAAGGAGGGAAGCAAUUUGUGCUGCAGUGUGAGAGCGAUCCAGAGUUUGUGCAGUGGAAGAAAGAGCUGACCGAAGCGUUCACAGAAGCCCAGAAGUUGCUGCGCCGUGCCCCCAAAGUCAUCGGCAAAGGCAGGGCCGGAGUGGUGGAGCUGUCCAAACCUCCCCUCACACACCGCAACAGCAACGGCUUGUGAACACAUAUACCUAUACACACACGUGCGCACACACACUGCAACACACGACACACCUUGACACACACACACUGCAUCCCCUUCUUCCCUGGAUCCUCAUUAGCCUCAGGACAUCUGCCCUGAAACCUGCCCAUCCCUCACAGCCUUGCUCCUUGCAGUGCGUGUACGGACCACUCCCACCAGCCUCCUCACUAUAUUACAUACACACACACACACACACAUACACACACACACACACAUGUUCAGCAUCACGACCUAUAAAACGUUUUUUGCGCCACCAUGGGACCUUGCCAGUUACCGGGAAGAAGAACGGACAUCGAGGAGACAAAAGAGAGACAUUCAGGAGGUCUCAGCAUGUGAAGGACCUCUGCAUGAAUGUGACAAGGACCGGUCCUCUCUGUCCCCGUCUUUUGCUUUUUCAGCCCCGCCCCCCUUCUCGACCGACCUCCACCUCGCUCCGUAAGCUCUGAAUCAGGUGAAUGUGGAGAGCCAGAUCCUGUCAGCUUUACCGCCGACCAGCCGAGAGAGGCAUUCCUUUCUUGUCAUUGCAACUCUCUCCCUCUCCCAGAGGCAAUGCAGAUGAGAUUAGGAAUGUAUCGCUUUGAGACGGAAAACAAGAAAAUGGGAGGGGGAAAAAAGGCUGCUCGACUGGUUCUUUUCAUCAGCCCUCUAACCAUUCCUCCCUCCACUACUGACAUGCGUAAAGUGCCAACAUCAAUAUUUACUUGAGUCACCUGAGCACCCAGGGGGAGCUGCUCGGUGGCAGAUAUAUCGCCCGCAGAAUCACACAGAGAUGGUGGGAGGGGGCGGGGGGAGCGUCAGGGGUGGUGGGGUGGGCGGCCUGAUCAUUCCAAUGCAGAAAACAGGAAGUACAAGGACCACAGACUCUUUUCAGAUUGGCUCUUGUACAGCCAGUUACCAUAGAGACUAAGAUUUCAUUGGCUGACAAGCAGCAGCCGGUUGCUAUGGGAACCAUGAAGACUGGUAUACCUGGGGAUUGGUAACCAGGGACAACGGUGUAACUAUUGUGUGUGAAGGCUACACUUUGAGGAAAAAAAAAGAGACGGCAGGAGAACGGGGAGUGACUCCAGAGUGUAUAUAAGCAACCCUUUCUCUGUGCAUCUCCAGUGUUUUAGUCUACGCUACAAUGUGUUUGCAUUAUCGGGGACUUCUCUGUCUGCCUGUUCGUGAAUCUGUCCGUCUGUCAGGGCUUUUCGGGGGGUGGGAGGGGAGAGGACGCUCAGUUCCUGUGGGCGGGAGUGACAAGAGGAGUCCGACAGCUUUCAAUCAGUCGCGGCGCGCAUACUUUCAUUGGACAGUGUCAGUUUUAACACAAUGAGGGGACGGAACCUCUUUAAGGGCCAAAAUGUCGUGCUGUGUGUAUGCGUGUGUGUGAUGUAUGAGUGUAUAUGUAAACGAGACGUAGAGAAAGACUGUGUCAUCGUGUCGCGGACUUUGGAAACAACAAUUCACUGUCCUGGUCGCACACAAUCAUCCUCAUGGGUUUGCAGUUUGAGUUAGGCGGCUGUUGUGGUAAGUGUGAGUGAAGCAGGGAGUAUGAAGAAGUCCGCCUGAAGCUAAUUAAAGGAAAAAUCCACCCUUAAAUACACAGAACUGCAUUUUCGUACAUAAUAUCUCUGAUUUUAGGGGCAUUUGUGGUUAUUUUGAUAUGAAGGGUUGAAAUUUUGUCAUGUUUUUGCACUCAUCUCUGUCAGCAUGCCGCGUUCUCUUGUGCUUCUCUACUGGUCGAGAUAUCCUGCAUUUGCGAGAAUUCCUGUAAAGAGAGAAGGACACGGCAGUAUUUCCAGGAAAAAUGUAAACAUUUGAUAGAAAUGUAAUGUUGUGAGCAUAAUGCAUUCCAGGCUACAUUACUUCACCUACAGCACAUAUUAAAAAGUUAAGUGUUACACAUGAAAAACACCCACAGUCACAUUGAAUAUCAUCUCUUUGUCAGACAUAAAAUGUCCAAGGCCACUGUAAACACAUGUUACAGGCCCCGGUACUGACAUAUGAAAUUAUGUCUGACCUGGGAAUAGGCUCAGCUUCAACAUCUUGAGCUGUACCUACAGCUGGAAGUAUUGCAUUGUAAUAAAUGGUCCUAUAUGUCCAACUUGCCCCUUGAUUAUAGUAGUCACAGCAGACAGCCUUUCCAGUUGUAGGAAUCAGUGCUCUCUUUAGUCAUUUAAACCUGCAUGUGAUUGACUGUAUGAUGUAACACCACAUCGCACCAGAUUCAACUUUUUUUUUUUUUUAUCUGAAUGAGAGCGCAGUGUGUUUUCAGUCUGAAGACGGCCCACGGCAAUCAAAGCUAAUCUGGAAGCACUCUAUGAACUGAAAUGUUCUGUAAUGUCACUGAACUAUAUUUUUAAUCAGUGAGCAAUCAACUCUGCAAUCAUACAAAUCUGCCGAGUUUUGUUGUGACAUAAAUAUUUGCAGGCUGCAAAUGCCGGUAUCCAUCAGUACUAACUGUUCCUUAUGAUGCAGAACAACGAUGCGUUCAGGUUUACAUUGUCUCUCCAGGCCGGACUACAGAAGACCUCAACGAUUCAGGUGCAAAUUAGCAAUGAAGCUUCUCUUUAAUUCUGAAGAUGAAGCUUGCCGCGUUGACCACACUUGCACAUUAUCCGCAGGAAUAAGGAAAAUACUUAAGUCAUUAUGAAAAUCUCUUCCUUGAAUCCAAGAUGCAGCAUCAGUAUGUUUAUCACUUGUUGAAGUGUUUUUGGGUGGAGUUUUCCUCAAAGUGUCGUUAUGAUUUUAUGUUCUUUUUUUAAAUUCUUGAAUGUGACACAGUUCAGAUGAGGUGCAACUUUUAAUUGGGGCUUAGGAUUUCGUGGACGUCGUCAUGAACGAAGUUUGUAUUUGCUGAAGCGCAGCGGACUCGCACAAACGUAGUGUUAAAGAAUAAAACCGAGAACAGAGGACGCGGUUAUCGAUAUAGAUGAAUUUCAGGGUUUUGUUUUCAUGCAGUACAGUGUCCUUGUCUGAUGUCCAUGCAUUUCCAGAGCUGUGAUGUGUGACCUACAGUAGGAAGGGUUGAUAAGGGGUGCAUUUUUUUUUAACCAGUCAGGGGGAGAUAUUAUCGUCUUAUAGAGAAAUUUGUCACCUUUCAAGGUGUCUUUUAUUUUUGUAAACCAAAAUGGUUUUUAUUGUUUUCUUUAAAAUUUAUGUUGUUGCACCUUUUUUUUUUUUUUUUUUUUUUUUUUUUUAGCCCAAUGUGUUACUUAAUAGUUGUUAAAUGUGCCAAAUAACUGUUGCUGAUUGAGUGGAACCAGUGGGGAAGCCUCCUUUUGGAACUUCGGACCCUUCUCACUGCGGACUUGGCUGCAGCCACAAAAAAAAAAAAAAAAAAAAAAAAAAAAAAAAAAAGAGACCAACAAGAUCCACGGACAUUCACAGGCGAACCAGUACACUCAGACUUUGCCAUGGUUUGGUGUACCAAGUGUUGGAGCAGCGGCGUGGGUGUUGUUGAAGGGUACAAAACUGUGACCAAACUCUCUUUUUUAAAUCUUUUUUUUUUGGUUUUGUUUUUUUUGCCUGGAGCUUGAGAGGAGAGGAGCCCUGGCUUCUCACCCUGUUGCCAUUGAACUCUCAACACCAUCCAGCUCUCUCUGCUCAUAUUCCUGAACGUUUCCUUUCACACUGUGUGUAUGUCACGUGAGUGUGUGAGCGUACGUGUGCUUCAUUAUCGUCGUAUGUUUGUUCAGUGGACUUCUUUUUAUUUCUUUUGUUCAUACACAGAUUCUCUGCUCAAACACACGCUCAACACAAGACAAUUUAAAAGGAUGGCAUAUAGGAAAAAAAUUAAAAGUAUAUAUAAAUAUAUGUGUAUAUGAAAUGACAAAAUUCUCUAGGUUUAUUUAAAAAGAUUUAAUGUAGAAAACAAAAGAAAUUGUUCAGGGGAGGUCAGGGGUUUGAUGUGAGUAUAAUUGUUUGUGGUGAAGACUUCAGCUCGAAUCUUGCACAUAAAGACUUUAGAUAUUGUACCUGCGAGUUACAGAUGAUUAUUUUUGUUUGAAUACCGGACUCUUGCUCUUUCAUAUUUAUUGCGUGUCUGGGGAGCUCGUGUCUCUGGACUCUCCUCCACGUCUCUGAGCUCUCAGCUGGGAGUUCACUGUAGAAAGUCCUCCGGUUUACACCCAUCAGAAAGUUGUUUUUUUUUUUUUCAUUGUUGCCACAGACAAACACAAAUACUACUGGCUUUGGGUUAUUGUUGCCAUUAAGGUUAUGAUAAUACUGAUAUAUAAUUGAUAAUAUUAUUCAAUGAUUAAAUUUAUUUUAUUUCAAUGAAUUUAUUUUUUUUUUUGUUUAUUUUUUGUUUUAUUUUGUUUUCAUGACAGGUAGGAAGUUGCGUGUUGGACUGCUUGUAAAAACAGUUCAUGAAUAAAAUUCCUUUUUCCGUGUU